This is a messenger RNA of Knipowitschia caucasica, 387 nucleotides long. Lineage: Eukaryota; Metazoa; Chordata; Actinopteri; Gobiiformes; Gobiidae. The record is from the annotation of a GenBank genome assembly.
AUGAGACUGAGGAGUCAGAGGAGGAGAGACAGGAAGAGACAGAGGAGGAGACAGAAGAGGAGACAGAGGAGGAGAGAGAGAGGAGACAGAGGAAGAGAGAGGAGGAGACAGAAGAGGAGACAGAGGAGAGAGAGAGAGGAGACAGAGGAAGAGACAGAGGAGGAGAGAGAGAGAGGAAGAGACAGAGAGGAGAAAGAGGAGGAGAGAGAGAGGAAGAGACAGAAGAUGAGACAGAGGAAGAGACAGAAGAUGAGACAGAGGAGACAGGAGAAGAGAGAGGAGGAGACAGAAGAGGAGACAGAGGAGGAGAGAGAGAGAGGAAGAGACAGAGAGGAGAAAGAGGAGGAGACAGAGGAGGAGAGAGAGAGAGGAAGAGACAGAAGAUGA